UGUAUGUAAACAAUACAGUUCUAUCCCUGUCAGCUCCUGCACACUGCUUUUGUAUGGCGGUGCAUAGCACAGCCAUACAAAGCAGUGUGCUUACAGUGAAGCGCACACACAGCACAUAAUCACAGAAUAAAACAGCACACAGUUAACCCUUUGAUCGCCCCACAUGUUAACCCCUUCCUGUCAUGUGCCAUUAGUAGUGUCAGUGCUUUUUUUUGCACUGAUCACUCUAUUGGUGUCACUGGGGAUGUCAGUGACACCAAGUCAGUUCCCCCCAUUGUCAGAAUGCCUGUCGCAGUCCCAC
Molecule: messenger RNA, 301 nt
Organism: Staurois parvus
Lineage: Eukaryota; Metazoa; Chordata; Amphibia; Anura; Ranidae
Source: the annotation of a GenBank genome assembly